AUAUAUACAAUAAAAAGAAGAAAAAGAGAGAAACAUCCUACACCUGGUAGAAAAAGACAGCAGAGUGUUGUCCUGCAUUUUUAAAUUCAGCUUCAAUAUUGCUACAGAUCAAUGUAACAUUGGAUCAAUUCUUUUCUGUCUACAUAUAAGACAUGGAAGCUGUACAAAGGCUUGUCCGAUCAUUGAAGUCUGCAAGGUCAUAUGAACUUCCUGAAGAUCCCAACACAGCAUAUUACAUGCUUUUGACAUAUGUUAUGCAAAAUCAGCACAGAACGUUCAUCGAUUUACUUGGAACAAGUAACACAUUUGAUGUUAAUUUUGCUUCUGGAAAGGGAAAACGCACCCUCUUGCAUAUGGCAGCUAAUGUUGGAGCAUACGAAUGUUUGUGCCAUCUUUUAAAAAAAGGUGCUGUUCCUGAUGUGUCUGAUCGGCAAGGUAUAACACCUUUACAAGUCGCUGCAAGAAACGGGUACAUGCGCUGCAUAAUUAAACUUCUUGAAUGUGAUGCUGAUCUGCAAAUUAAAAACAAUGAGGGAAUGACAGCUAUUCACUGGCUUGCUGCAAACGGGCGUGCUGAAGUGUUUUCUGAAAUUACAAAGUAUAUUACAAACAUUGACGUAGAGGAUGAUAAUUAUCAAACUCCACUUCAUGUGGCUUGCCUGAAUGGUCAUAAAUCUACUGUUAUCAAGUUGCUGGAGCUAGAUGCAAGUAUUGAGAAGGAGAGUGCUCAUGGCUGCACACCAUUAUAUUUUGCUGCAGCCCAUGGUCACGCUGAAGUAGUACAGGAGCUUAUUCAACGCUAUGCCACAAUACGAUCUACAAAUGAUGGUGAAUCACCAAUAGAUGUUGCUCUGAAGGGUGGUCAUGGAAAAGUGUGCUACUUGCUUGCAAUGAAAUUUCCAAAUGUGUUGGGAGACAUUCUACAAAAGUGUUUGUCACAUGAUUUAGAACUGCCAAAGGUCUUGUCAGUUUUGUCGUUCCUAAUGUCUCAAGAUGUUUCCUAUCGGAAUUUAAUUCUUCGUGUAUAUUCCGGAAGUCUUGUCGAUAAAGGCUUGAAACUUUUAAGUCCCUCCAGUGACUAUCAAGAAUCAAGUCGCCUUUUUUUAAGAAAUGUGAAGUUACUUAACCAUGUUAUGUCAUUUAAACCAAAACUAAAUGAAAGUGGUUCUACUAUGGAGCUCGUUAGAACGCGAACGAAUUCUAGUACUUCUAGAAAUACUCAAUCAUUUGAUCGUCACAAAGACUAUGUAUGUCCACCGAGCAAUCUUUCAGAGGUUGAAACAGUAUUAGAUAGCUUAUGGAUGUCCAUGUCAUCAUGGAUGUCAAUUUUACAAAGUGAGAUGGAGAGUGUGCCUAAAACGCCAAUCAUAGAUGAAGAGUCGCCAUCAUCAUCAUUAGCAGCAUCGGCAAAUGAGGCAUUUGAAUCUGAUACGUCUAAUAUUCACUCUUUCGCUACUCAUUUAAAAAGAAGUAGCACGUUCAAAAGGCAAUACUCAAAACACUCUGCAAGCAUUGAGAGGUUACGGUUGUCUCAGCCAGCCUUCGAGAUGACGUUAGAAAUCAAUGAAAACAAUAGAAAUAAAGGGACUGUUAACAACUCUGCACGCGAGAUGUUCGUUCGUUCCGACAGUUACCAUAAUGCAAUGGCUUCAACAAGUGACGACUUUGAGCGUGCUCUAUCACCAUCCGGCAGUUCGGUCAGGAAUGAACAAGAUCUGACAUUUAGAGAAAGUUUAUCAAGAAGAGAAUCAACUACUGAAGAUGAAAACUUUAAAAGCAUACCUUCGAAAUUAGAGAAUAAUAAAUCUACACAUAAAGGAGAAGACACUGCUGAUUCUCAGGUGAUUGAACUGACAGCUGAUCGUUUAUGUGCCAUCAUUCAAGGUUAUCAUAUGUACUGUCAAGCCGUUCCGGCCUGGGAGAAAAGUUGCAGAAACAAAGCAGUGUUUAACUCAUUUCUUCGUAAUAAUGAAGAAGUUUUGCAGUUACUUGUAUCAAGAAAGACACAGUUGUUAUUUGAACAGUUCAGCUUCUUGUUGGAUGAUGCAUUGUUAUUUCAAAGAUUUCUUCCUGCUAUUCACGCUCAACCAUUCAGUGAUCGUCAGAAAUGGUUUUAUGAAAGAUUGUAUGAUGAUAAGAAACGUAACAGUGCCAUCAUAGAUGAACAAAGUGUCAUCAACGUUACAAGAGACCUUUUAUUACAAACAAGUUGUCAAGAAUUGACAGAGAAGAAUCAAGACCACUUAAAGAGAAACGUAACAGUUCGUUUUCAUGGUGAAGAUGGGAUGGGUGCAGGAGUGACAAGAGAAUGGUUAGAUUUACUGGUAAAAGAAAUGUUAAAUCCCGAUUUUGCUUUGUUUACACUUUCAACAGAUGGUUCAACAUUUCAACCAAACUGCAACUCUUCCAUAAAUCCUGACCACCUGAGUUACUUUCAAUUUGCUGGACGAAUCAUGGGAAUCGCAUUGUAUCAUAAACAUCUGAUCACUGCUUACUUCACAAGAUCAUUUUAUAAGCAUAUACUAGGAGUUCCUGUUAGUUAUAGAGAUGUGGAAUCCAUUGAUCCAGAGUACUCGAAAAAUUUGCAAUGGAUAUUAGACAAUUCUAUUGAUGAGUUGGGUUUGGACAUCACAUUUUCUGUGGAAACAGAUGUAUUUGGACAAACACAAGAAGUGAAACUAAAAGAGGAUGGAAAUAAUAUUCUAGUUACUGACGAAAAUAAGUACGAAUAUGUAAACCGUGCUGCAGAUCUUCGCAUGACAAAGGCCAUCAAACCACAGAUUGUGGCUUUUCUAAAAGGAUUCAACGAAUAUAUUCCUCACUCGCUUGUAUCUCUCUUUAACGAAUACGAAUUGGAAUUGUUGCUCUCCGGUGUUCCUGAUAUCGAUGUAGAUGACUGGAUGAAAAACACGUCGUAUCAAGCUGGCUUUACUGAAAAUGACGAGACAAUUCAGAGCUUUUGGAAUGUCGUAAAAGAGUUCACACGCGAGGAGCAAGUUCAGUUGUUACAGUUUGUUACGGGAACGUCACGUGUUCCAUGGGGUGGUUUCUCCAAUCUUUCUGGAGCAACUGGGAGUCAGUUAUUCACAUUAUGUCGAGUUGAUGGCAAAACAAAUUUGCUUCCUACAACAAGCACGUGUUUCAACAUGUUAAAAUUACCUGAUUACAAAAGCGAAAAAGAACUCGAAAGCAAAUUAAGGAUAGCAAUUUCGUGUGGAAGUUUGGGAUUCGAAUUUACUUGAUUGAUGAUUGGAUAGUUUCAAGAACGAAAUAUUUUUUAAGAAGUCAUUGUGAUAGAAUAUAUAUAUGAAUUUUUAUUACGUUUUUGUUAUAAUUCUAAAAAUACGCAAUAGUUAUUUCUAGAGAUUGCUUUAUGUGUACGGAGAACUAACAAAUACGCAAAUCCAAUCUUUCAUACUUUUGAUGUAAGCUGCAAGCUUGCAAUAAUAGAUGCAAAAAUAAAAAUUCGUUUUUUUACUACUCUUUAAAAUAAACAUCUAAAAUUUAUCUAACACUACGCUAGUUCAUCUAAACAAAGUUUAUUUAAUUCUGCCAUGUCUGUAUUACCUAGGUUGAAGGCGGCAUUAGUAUACCAGAUUACCAUUAGUCCAAAUUUGACCCUUUUGUUGUCAAAGGUUACUGUUUAUAGAGUAAUUUUUCUAUUUUUCUUAGAUGCAUUUUUUACAAUUAAAUUUAUUCUUCCUAUAAUUUCAUGUUUAUUUAUUUUAAUUUUGUACAUUUAUUACGAUGUUAUAAAGUAAAAAAAGUUGAUGAAUGUUUUUA
Molecule: messenger RNA, 3783 nt
Organism: Hydractinia symbiolongicarpus
Lineage: Eukaryota; Metazoa; Cnidaria; Hydrozoa; Anthoathecata; Hydractiniidae
Product: E3 ubiquitin-protein ligase HACE1-like
Exons: 25
Coding region: 153-3242 (1029 amino acids)
Biological process (GO): positive regulation of protein catabolic process; protein polyubiquitination; proteasome-mediated ubiquitin-dependent protein catabolic process
Cellular component (GO): nucleus
Molecular function (GO): ubiquitin-protein transferase activity; protein binding
Source: RefSeq, a predicted model, not a curated record